Molecule: messenger RNA, 1774 nt
Organism: Rana temporaria (common frog)
Lineage: Eukaryota; Metazoa; Chordata; Amphibia; Anura; Ranidae
Exons: 2
Coding region: 1-1377 (458 amino acids)
Source: RefSeq, a predicted model, not a curated record
AUGUCAGAGAUUAACCCAAUGAUCCCCAUUGGAGAUGUAAACCCCACAGGCACCUCUCAUACACUGAGUGCCUCUCAAUUGCAGGACAUCAUACACAUGUCCAUCCAGGCUGCAUUGGCAUCCACCACCCCAUCCGCUUGGACGCUACAGCCCACUAACAAUAAUACAGUACCAUCCCAACAGGAUGAACCUCCCUCAAAAAAGGGAAAAUCCUCACAUAAGAGGAAGCACACUUUGGUGGUGCAUGACUCCCCGGCAGGGGAAGUAAACAAUUUGCAUCAGGUAGCCCCCACCACGGUCUACCAACCUCAGCAUCAGUCCGAAACUUCUCGACCCCUGGACCCCAGGGAGACUCAAAAGGGGUAUAGAGCCUCUAGGAGGGCUAAGCCGGACUCAUACAUUGAUUCCUCGGAGGACGAUUCAGCCGAUCCCUCUCAGGGAUCAGACGUAUCAGACGCCGAAUCAUACGUAGAGGAUGCUGGGGCCACGGCGCUUGACACAGCCGCCAAUCCUGCCACGCAGGACCAAGUCCUUCUGGACGCACUUGGGGAACCUUUUUUCCACCCGGACGCAAUCACCCAUCCGCGUUCGGGGGAAUGGACCCCACUGCCACAUGUGGCAGAAUACGUGGAAUUAUGGGCCAGGAAGUCUUUAGAUAGGACUGCCCGCAACAAAUUGAGGGCUGAAUGCCCUAGACCCUCCAUACCCAAAAAAGUGGUAGCCACCCCGGAGGUGGACCCGGUCCUAACCAAGUAUCUCCUUAAAACGGGGAAGUUUCAGAAGAAGGGUAUUGAACGAUCAUUUCGCUCAAUACAGGACCGCGUCCUGGACCUCAUGGGUCCACUUACUAAGAUACUCAAUUUGUCCGAACAAGCUGCAGCUUCGGGACAACCUGUUGAUCUCCCACAACUAAGGGGUUGGGCACAAAGAGCCCUAUGCCUAGCCGGCACUGCCAACACGGCAUGCUCCGUGGAGCGGCGCAGAUCCAUCCUCAUGCGCCUUGACCCCCAGCUUUCACAUCUGGCGGAAUCCGAACCCGGCCCAUCGGCUGAGGGCAUGCUUUUUGGUGACAUGGUCAUCAAAGACAUUAAUAAAUUUGUAGGCUUAUUCACCAGCCUAGACAAGGCACAGAACUCCUUAAGGAGGACAGGAACCAAUAAGGUUUUCAACAGGGCCGGCAGAAGUAGAGGCCGUUCUGCCGGCCGUGCCAACUACUAUAGGCCACAGGGUAGAACACCGGCUCAGUACCACUACCAGGCUCCAUCCUACACCCCACCUGUGGCUCAACCGGCGCCCUUUUUUCCUCCCAGAGGCAGACCUUGGCGCGGACGUGGAGGACGCGGUUAUCCUCGAUCCCGACCUCCUACUGGCUACUGAAGCUCCGCGUACGUCCUUUCGACGGACUCUUCAGUUUGGAGGAUGAGGGACUCCCAUCUUUGUACUGAUACACAGUUUCUACUUUGAGAUUCCCUGUUGGGAUUGGUCGUUCCUGGAACCCCGUUGGGUUACGGUCAGUGGUUAGCUGCUCCCUGGGAGCUGUUGGACGUCGACCGGCUGGUCUGGACUCCGAAGUUACACCUCUGUCCUACGUUGAUACUGUUUUUUCCUCUAGACAUCAUCGCAUAAAGAAAGAGGAAGAACCACCGCAGACAGUCCCCUUUUAUGGAGGUCCCCGUAGGGGCGUGGUUAGAGACUGUAUGGACUGCUGGGGGUGGUAGUUAUUUUGAAAAGUUUUUUACAUUGAAGUUUUGUAGAAAUACAUUCUGCUGUGAGC